Molecule: messenger RNA, 3852 nt
Organism: Stomoxys calcitrans (stable fly)
Lineage: Eukaryota; Metazoa; Arthropoda; Insecta; Diptera; Muscidae
Exons: 20
Coding region: 1-3852 (1283 amino acids)
Source: RefSeq, a predicted model, not a curated record
AUGCAAAUAUAUUUUGGAAUUGUGAUCUUCUUGCUGAGUUGCCUUUGGUGUGCAAUAUUUGUACUAGAAUUGGGUGUUGUGGUCGCCCAGCAAGUUGUUGGUCCCAAUCGAGAUGCCUGUGCAUCGAAUCAGCCAUGUAAUCGGACAAGUAUCGAUGUAUGUGCAACAAAUGGCCCAAGCUGUAAACGUUUUUCAUCGAAUUGUGAACUACAGGCCGAAAAUUGCAAUUUAACAUCAGCAACAGCUUGGAACCUUACUCACGGUGUACAAUGCUCCCAAAUACGUAUUAAUGAGACGGGUACAUGUGCCUGUUCGGCAGAUGGUCUCAGUCGAUGCUCCAAUGAAGCUGUGACACCGGGUAUUUGUACGCAUAGAGGUGUGGACUUGCGCCAACAAGAAUGCCGUUUAUUUAGGACAGAUUGUGAUUUGAGACGAGCCAGCUGUAACAACCAAGAGUGGUGGCUCAGUGUCGACACCAGACAAUGCCGAGGAUUCGCUCUAAAUCAAACUAAUCCCUGCCAUUGCCCUAAUUUGCUACAGUGCUCUGCGGAAAAUCGCACUCAGCGAUGCGUACAAGUGGACCGCAGCGUGUGUCGCCUCUAUGCCAAUGAAUGCGAACUGGAGAGCAGCAGAUGUGACGAUGAACGUCUGAAGGAUGUGAAUAUUUUGCAUUGUCUCAAUUUCACUGUAAAUCGCAACGCAGAUUGUCACUGUAGUGGACUAUUGAACUGUCAACGAAAUAACACCAAUGUCUGUGUACGAAAUUCACAAAGCUCAUGUCUGUUGAUGAGCAAUGAAUGUGAUGUGGAGCAGAGAAAGUGCGAAGGAUAUGAUCUCACGGUAGUCUCCCCAGUUCAGUGCCAGAAUUUCACUACUGGAGACUCCAGAAAUUGUUCUUGUCCAAAUCUUUUCAAUUGUUCCCACAACACUACCGCUCCCAGCAUAUGUGCAAAAAUGUCAAAUGGAUGUAAGCUACUAAGGAAUCAAUGUGAGCUGGAACAGGAAAGAUGUCAGCAAGCGGCCGUAGAAGUUGUCUCUCCAUUAAUGUGUAGAGGUUUUGAAUAUGACCAAAUAAGAAAUUGUUCCUGUCCAGCACUGCAGACUUGUGAGCGAAGCAAUAGUUCUAGCUCGAACAUAUGCAUCCGUACCAGUGAUGGAUGUAAGAUUUUGCGAAAUGACUGCGAGUUGGAGGAACUAAGAUGUCAGGGUGAAAUUGUGACCCUUUUGCCUCAAGCCCAAUGUCGUUUGCUGCGAGCAGGUGAAAGCGGAGAUUGCGCUUGCCCCAAUUGGCUCAGCUGUUCGACUAGAACCUCGCAAGUGUGUACGGCCAAUGGUGAGGUGUGUCGUUUGCUUAGAAAUCAAUGUGAAAUGGAGCAAAUGAAGUGCCAAGGAGAAGCUUUUGACAUGGCUGAUAUAUUGCAUUGUCCCAACUUUAGUGUGGGUCAAAGCCGUCCCUGUUUUUGCCCAGCCUUUAGAACCUGCAAUCGCAACAGUAGCCUAAGUGCAUGUGUAAGAGGUCCCAGUGGCUCUUGUAGGUUGCUGGCUAAUGCCUGCGAUUUGGAAUUGGCCAAAUGCAAUGGUGAAGAUUUGACAUCCGUGCCUGAAUUUCAAUGUAGAAAUUUCACCAUUGGCACUACGCAACCUUGUAAUUGUCCCACAUUGUUUAAUUGCUCGCUGACCGCUGGGGCACCCAGAAUAUGUGCCAGAAUGAGUAAUGGCUGCAAACUGUUAAGGAAUCAAUGUGAAAUGGAUCAGGAGACAUGUCAGGGAAAUGUCAGGGAAAAUGUUACCCUACUCCAAUGCCGUGGCUUUGAAUUUGGCCAAUUGAGAAAUUGCUCUUGCCCAAAUUUAUUGAGCUGUUCCCGCACCCAAAGAAGUAUUUGUGUAAGAUCUGGUGAUGGUUGUGCUAUCUUGAGAAAUGAAUGCGAAUUGGAGGAAAUGAAGUGCAGUGGAGAAGUUGUUACUUUAUUACCUGAGAUACAGUGUAAAUCUUUGACCUUGGGACAAACAGGUUCCUGUGCUUGUCCUUCUUGGUUAUCAUGCUCUUCAUCGGCUUCACUAGCGUGUAUAGAAACGCAAGGAGGCUGUAGACUGUUGCGAAAUCAAUGUGAAUUGGAACGAAUGAAAUGCCAUGGUGAAGCUUUCAAUGCAACCGAGAUUCUGCGUUGCCGAGGCUUAGAAGUGGGACAAGAGACAAAACCUUGCUAUUGCAUGGGUCUGCAGACUUGUGGUAAUUCUACGGCAAAUAUUUGCGCCAGUGGCCCCCGAGGAUGUACUUUAUUCGGAAAUCGUUGCGAUCUGGAAGUGGCAAAAUGUGGAGGAACCGAUCUCAAAGAAGUCUCACUUCUGCAGUGUAAAAAUUUUGCUGUUAAUGAUACCAGACCUUGCUCGUGUCCCAAUUAUUUAAACUGUAAUGCAACAACUACCAGUGUUUGUGUGAAAAUUGCUAAUAGCUGUAAAUUGCUAAGAAAUCAAUGUGAGGUGGAGGAGGAGAAAUGCAGGGGCACAACUCUUGAAACCAUUUCACAUUUACACUGCCGAGAUCUAGAAUAUGGCCAGCUUAAAAAUUGUUCUUGCCCUAGUCUAGAGACUUGUUCCACCAGCCGUAAAAAUAUUUGUGUUCGAAAUUUCGAUGGUUGUAAGCUUCUUAAGAAUGAAUGUGAAUUGGAGAAGUUGAGAUGCAUAUGGAAAGAUGUUACAAUACUACCCGAUAUACAGUGCCGGUCAUUGUCUUCUGGAGAAACUGGGGCCUGCGCCUGCCCAUCAUGGUUAAGCUGUGCCCGUAAUCAAUCACAAGUUUGUAUAGAAACUGAAAGAGGUUGUCAACUUUUGGGGAACCAUUGCGAGCUGGAGGCAAUGAAAUGUCGAGGAACGGCUUUAAAUGUUACCCAUGCUACGCAAUGCCGAGAUUUUGAAGUUGGUCAAGUCAAGCCAUGUUCAUGUCCCGAAUUGCCUACAUGCGGCCUUAAUAAUAUUACCAAUGUAUGCGCCAAAGGACCUAAUGGUUGCAAGCUAAUGGCCACCAAUUGUGAUUUGGUAAUGGCCAAGUGUAGGGGAGAAUCUUGGCAGACCCAAAAUUCCAUACAGUGCACAGAUAUUCCGGUUAAUCAUACAGGAUCCUGUUUUUGUCCUGCAUUGGAAACUUGUGACCUUAUGGGAAGUUCGAGUAUUUGUGUCACUCAUCGUGGUAAAUGUACUCGACUGCAUAAUAGAUGUGAUUUGGAAAUGUCAUGGUGCAAGGGGAAAGUUUUUGGCAUAACUGCUUCCCAGAAAUGUCUGGGUAUACCAGCUGGGGUCACCGCCACCUGCUCGUGUCCCGAACUAGAUCAGUGUGAUCGCAAACAUAGGGUGUGUGGUCAAAAUGGUGACACUUGCAGACUAUUUGCAAAUGAUUGUCAGCGCAAAGCAUUCCGUUGUCAGGAUGAAAAGUGGGAAGAGACCUCAUUGCAAAACUGUUGCCAGUUUCGCUUAAACGAACAGGGCAAAUGUUCUUUGUUAUCCGAGAACAAAAUAUGCGGCCGAGCCACAGAUAACACUUGCCGCAUAUUCGAUAACCGUUGCCAACUAAACUCAGUGAACAAUAAUUUGCAAUCAAGAUAUUCCAUGGUAGAUCUUAGCCAAUGCAAAUGUCUGACUACUGGUCGACCUAAUAAAUGUGUGCAGAGACCUGUGUGUUCACAAGAGCAAAUUGAUGAUAGUCGAAAUAUUUGCGCUCUGCAUGAAGACGAGUACAGAUGGUUCACUUCUGGAUGCCACAUGGAGCACUUCAAUUUUUGGACUUGUAAAAAUUUCUGGCCAGUACGUGAGGAGUUCUGUGCGAAUAUUCGUAAUAAUGGCGUUAAAUAUUUCUAA